UCCGUGUCAACAGAGACGACCACGCGCCGGCUGGAAUCUCGACAGUUUUCCCGCCAUUGACUCUUCCAACCUCUUGCUGACCAAAUUGUUCACAAAUAUUGUCGCCAUGGUUUCCUCCCGGCCGUCCUCGUCAUGGCUGUCGUCCGCCCUGGCGAUGUUUGCCAUUCUCUCGCUGGCCCUUCCCACGAAUGCGCUGUACUUUUAUAUGGAUGGUCGUCAACAGAAGUGUUUCUUCGAGGAGCUGCCCAAGGACACAUUAGUUGUUGGGCACUACUCGACAGAAGUGAUCAACCAGAACUCCAACACGUACUCUGUUGAUCAGAGUCUGAACAUGCUCAUUACCGUCGAGGAGACCUUUGACAACGACCACCGCGUUAUGACCCACCGCGGCACACAUACCGGCCGCUUCACCUUGACCGCUGCAGAUGCUGGUCAGCACCGCAUCUGCUUCACCCCAGACACAACCGUGACGACAGGUGGCUGGCUGUCUGGUGGCCCUGCCGGUGCGGUCAAGGUGACGGUCGACCUUGCGAUUGGCGAGACUAGCAAGAUCGAGAGCGAAGACAAGGGCAAGAUGGAGGAUAUCGUGCAGAAGGUCAAGGAUCUUAACGGGCGGCUGCAGGAUAUUCGUCGCGAACAGGUCUUCCAGCGGGAGCGUGAAGCCGAGUUCCGUGACCAGUCCGAAGCCACCAACAGCCGCGUCGUGCGAUGGACCCUCAUUCAACUGGUGGUCCUCUCCAUCACUUGUGCCUGGCAACUAUCUCAUCUCAGGUCCUUUUUCAUCAAGCAGAAGCUUACUUAAGGUGUUUUUUCGAGCGGCCGGAUCGAUGUCAAUAUAUGCUUAGUUAGCGGCGUGUUUUUGGGCUUGGGUUCAAAGAGAGAAGAAAAAAAAGCAGUGGCUCCUGCAAGCCUGCCAGAGUCGGAGCAGAAGGAAAACAACAAUAAGCAUUGAGCAUCAGGCUUAUAAGACGGG
Molecule: messenger RNA, 973 nt
Organism: Penicilliopsis zonata CBS 506.65
Lineage: Eukaryota; Fungi; Ascomycota; Eurotiomycetes; Eurotiales; Aspergillaceae
Exons: 3
Coding region: 107-802 (231 amino acids)
Biological process (GO): endoplasmic reticulum to Golgi vesicle-mediated transport; Golgi organization; intracellular protein transport
Cellular component (GO): endoplasmic reticulum-Golgi intermediate compartment; endoplasmic reticulum; COPII-coated ER to Golgi transport vesicle
Source: RefSeq, a predicted model, not a curated record